Austrofundulus limnaeus is the source of this 2061-nucleotide messenger RNA. RefSeq names its product atonal bHLH transcription factor 1a (gene atoh1a). Gene Ontology annotation, molecular function: protein dimerization activity; DNA-binding transcription factor activity, RNA polymerase II-specific; E-box binding. NCBI's taxonomy places the organism in Eukaryota, Metazoa, Chordata, Actinopteri, Cyprinodontiformes, Rivulidae. Gene Ontology annotation, cellular component: nucleus. The record is from RefSeq and is a predicted model, not a curated record. The transcript is spliced from 2 exons. The coding region runs from base 288 to 1313 and encodes 341 amino acids. Gene Ontology annotation, biological process: positive regulation of transcription by RNA polymerase II; axon development; sensory organ development.
CGUUAAAGACUCCCCCCAAAUCGUAUCGUCCCACUUCAGGGAGCCAUAAUCACCUCUCUCGGGCUUCAGCGAGACAUCUCAUUGGACGUCAACACGCGACCAGCGCGAGGAGGGGGGCUUCCUGACGCGUGCCGCCUUUUAAACGGACGCAGCGCCUUGAGACACCAGAGACGGAGUCCCGCACGCGACUGUCUGACUACAGCAGCGUCACCACAAACUUUUUUAAAAAUAAUAAUUAUUAUAAAGUUAGGGAAAACAAGUUUUUUAGUAGGAGGGUGGGCGGAAAUAUGGAUGUGUUGUCUGUGGAAGGUUGGAGCAAAAGCGCGCGGGAGGUGGCGUCAUCCCUGGACGCACUGCAGCAGGAGCGCGUGAGCCCCGGGCUGAUGGAGGAGCGGGGAGGCACGCAGCAUUUGGAGGAGUCCCGCUACGAAUGCGGACUCGCGCUCGUGGACAGCGGCGGUGACCCACGCGCCUGGCUGGCCGAGGCUCCUGGCACCUGUGCGGCACGCGCCACUUCACAGCACCACCUGCGGCACUCGCCGUGCCCCAGCACCGGCUCCUACCAAGAGAGCGGCUCCCCGGGGUCCUCGGGUCCUCCCAGCCCCCCCAACCACAGAAAAUCCGCCAAGAGCCCCUCCUCUUCCUCGCUCAAAGUCAGAGACCUGUGCCGCCUCAAAGGAAUGACCGCGGGACCCGAAGCGGACGCCUCCGCGAGACAGAGAGCCCCCUCCAGCAAGCCGGUCAACGGGGUCCAGAGACAGAGACGCGUGGCCGCCAACGCGCGCGAGAGAAGGCGCAUGCACGGCCUGAACCACGCGUUCGACGAGCUGCGCAGCGUCAUCCCGGCGUUCGACAACGACAAGAAGCUGUCCAAGUACGAGACCCUGCAGAUGGCGCAGAUUUACAUCAACGCGCUGGCCGAGCUGCUCCAGGGCCCGGCGGCGGCGGCGGCCAGCGACGAGUCCUGCGACAUCACGCUGUCACCUGCCGAUGGUUUCGAGGGGACCGAGGAGGGGGCCUCUCAGCCCGCAGCCACCUGUAGGACAGCUGUUCACAUCGGCGGGAUGCCGUUCCGUUCCUCCCUCCAGGAGGGCGCGUUCUCCGCCGCGGCAAAAGAAGUCCUGUGCUCCCGGGAAGGUGCGUCGCAGUUCGGCGUCGGAAGGAAAGGCUCCCCCCGCAGCGAUGGGGAGUUCUCCCCUCAUUCCCACUUCAGUGACUCGGAUGAACUCGCAGUGGAGCUUCACUCGAGCGAAGAAGAUGAUCUUUCAGAACUCAAACUGGCCCGCCACCAUCAGAACACCGGGUCUUUCUGAAUGAUGAGAAAUAAGCACACAGACUACAUGAAGGUUCACUACAAUAAGAACAGGCCUGAUUCCCGUAAACAGUGUCAAUCAUACACAUACAGUCUGGGAUUUUUAGGAUUUCUUUUUUUUUCUUUUUCUUUUUUUAAUUUUUAAACAAAAAAGUCAUUUUUAAUCCAUUAAUUGUAUUUUAUUUUUUUAUGUGAGAUACAGGCCUAAUUCGGUUCUGCCAAUAAAUAUUUACAAUAUUGUCACUAGAGACGUGGGCGGAAGACCCCCCUGCCAUGUCGCGCUCAGCACCGCCACGGGCAUUUCCCACGUCCCUCCAACRAAAACCUGCUGUCUUCCACUCAACUUCACGGAAAACACUGUCACGUUUUGCUCAAAGUUGUUAAGAGAAGAACUGUUUUUAGUUUAUACGUUUUGAUGUGAUUUGUGAUACCUUUCUUUGUGUAAUGUAUUUGAUUUUGCAACUUCUAAAGUUUAUGAUGUGCACUUUAUAAACCUUCAGGCCAGAGGCUUCUGAUUUGCGGUUUUUGUUCCCCAAACAUUUUUUUGUUACAAUUUGUUUGCUAUAGUGUAGUACUGCCAACCCCAAAAUAGCCUAUUUAAUGUAGCCAUCAAUGCUGCCUUUUUUUCUUUUCUUUUUUUUAUAUCAUCAGACAAGCAUGUGUUUUUUCUUUGAUUGGUUAGAUUUAUGUAUUUAUUAUGUUGUUGUUUGGUUUUUAUAACUCUGUAGCUGAAGUUGCUGGAAUAAAAU